This is a messenger RNA of Arctia plantaginis, 2775 nucleotides long. The record is from the annotation of a GenBank genome assembly. Lineage: Eukaryota; Metazoa; Arthropoda; Insecta; Lepidoptera; Erebidae.
AUGCCCGUGGUAUCACCCUCUAGGUACAGCUCCACUUCCUCAACCCUGUCAGGGUCAUACAGAUCUUCGACUACCGUGGAGAAACCAUAUUACAGGUCGAGUAGCGGAAAUUAUGACACAAUACGAAGCUAUGAGAAGUCUGAGUACCGCUCCAGAUACUCAGAUAUCGAUGGAAAUAGGGAACGGAAGAGCUCCCUGGCGGAACGUUCUAGAACGUCUAGAGCGCCGAGCAUUGCAGAAUCUGAUAGCGGAAUCUCCAGCAGAUACAGGUCUGAGAGAUCAGAGUCCAGGUCUAGAGAUAUCUCUACGACCAGAAGCGAGAGCAGCAAGACUGCCAGUGAUCCUUUACCGAGAAGCCGGAGGAGUGUCAUUACAUCAGCUGACCUGGCCAUGUCAGCUGCGGAGUUAUACAAUAAAUACUCUCCCGCGAAUUAUAUACCCUUGACACAGAGGAAACAGCAACUGCAGAAUCAAAAUUAUGGAGAUAUAUCCAGGUCAAAGUCUAUCUCCAAUGAUAUUGGGAGACCACCGGUCGCUGACUCAGCCAGAUUGGCGAGAAAGGCCAGAAACACAGCCGCUACGAUAUCUGAGAGACCGGAACGAAGAUCUUACAAGGAAAGCUCGCCGGGCUACAAACGCGGGAUGGCGAACGGUGUUAAAGAUACAAAUGGGAAUGAAGUGCCCACCGUGUCCGAAAUACGAAAGAGAUUCGAUCAAAAAAUGACAGUUACGAAACUACCCGCAAAUGAUACACGAUAUUCAAAAACAUCAGUUGAACAUUACCUAAAUCAACUUAAAGAUUGCGAAAACGGUACCGUAGGCUACACGAAGCUAGUGCCAAAAGACGAAAAGAUAGUACCUGUUCAUAUGCCUCAUGAAAAAAACGGUAUUAGAUGGGAGAUAGGUUCAACGAGUUCACGAUCAAAUUCGAACUCUGAUGUGUCAUUAAGUAAAACUAUAUCUGAACCCGUGUGUUUAGCGAAGCCUUCACACGAUAAAACUAAUGUUAUGUCCACAUCUCUAACUACUAAGUUGCCCUCUGAACGUUUAGCCAGCAUCAAAAGUCAAUUAGAUCCAAACAAUCCUAUAGGAAAGAUUCUAGAAAAGUCGACCGUUAUUCAUGUUGAAAAUGGUGAUAGCGAUUUUAAAAAGCAUGAUGGACACAAGCUAAAAGAGCUGAAAAAUGAUAUAGAAAAACAAGUAAAAGCUCCAAAACAUACAUCAAAUUUCGCUUCCUAUAUACAGAUAUCUCAACCGGUAUCGUCAGGAGCCACGCCUAAAAAACAGAUAGAAGUAAACAAUGUCAUAAAUGAGGAACCUUCUAAAAGUGAUAUCAAAACAGAGCAAAGAAGGUCUAGAGUAAAUCUCAAGUACAUCGAUUCAGAAGACGACAGAUUAAUUUUAGAUAACGACAUUGAAUCCCCAAGCGGCACAGGAUUUGAGAAUAAGACGUUUGAACAUGAGAAUUAUUUGAAGAAGAGAACGGAGAAGUGUGAAGACGAUGAAAGGAGAGAAGAUGAAGCUAAAUCGAUGGAGACAAGUACGGAGAGUACUCUGAGCGAGCUGACUGAAGACUUAAGUCCUGAUACUCCAUCUUCUAGAAGGAAAACUUUGGACAGGGAUUUCGAAGAUAUUAAAGGGGAGUUAGCCGGCGGUAAGAGCGGGCCUAGCGGCCUCCGGCGGAGUACAGACAGAUCUGACUCUCUGACUGAGGGACGUACGGAGAAACAGCCAAGUCACACUAGUGGUCUGAAUGGACUACGCAACAUCGGGAACACGUGCUUCAUGAACAGCGUCCUUCAAUGUUUGUCGAAUACACGGCCCUUGCUCGAAUACGUGAGCGACGAGAAAUUCUCUGACGAUAUUAACACAACGUUGAGCUGUAUGAAGGGUGCUUUGAUCAGAGCUUUCGCGAGCGUCAUCAAGGAGCUGUGGCGCAGCGGCGAGCGUGAUUCUGUCGUGAACACAACAUCUCUGAAGUCCCAGGUUCAGCGGUUUGCGCCGAGGUUCAUGGGGUACAGCCAACAAGACGCACAGGAGUUCCUCCGUUAUCUGCUGGAAGGCUUACACGAGGAUGUGAACCGGGUGACCGUUAAACCAAAACCUAUACUCACUGAAAUCGACGACAAUCUAAGCGAUACAGCGAAAGCCACGGAGGCGUGGAGCCGCUACCUGCGCAUGGAGGACAGCCGCGUGGGAGACAUCUUCAUGGGACAGCUCAAGUCCACGCUGCGCUGCACCCACUGUAACCACGACAGCGUCACCUUCGACCCUUUCUGGGAUCUCAGUCUUCCAAUCCCAUGCCGCACUGGGAACCUAAAGCUGCAGCAAUGUUUGCAGCACUUCACCAGGGAGGAAGAACUUGACGGUGAUGAAAAACCGACGUGUUCAAAGUGCGGAGUUCGCAGAAAGUGCCUCAAAUGGUUCACCGUCCAGAAGUUUCCACAAGUACUUGUGCUGCAUCUAAAGAGAUUUUCUCCAACAGAACGUUUCCGUGGCAAACUGAACGUGUUGGUGGAGUUCCCUCUCAACGGACUGGACAUGUCCCCCUACACAGCAACCCGCGGCAACCAACCCGUCUACAACCUGUACGCCGUCAGCAACCACUCAGGAACUACGUACUCCGGGCACUACACAGCUUACUGCAAACAUCCCUACAAUGGGGAGUGGCAUGAAUAUAAUGAUUCAAGGGUAUUACCAAUCAACAGUCGUAACGUGGUAUCAUCAGAAGCUUACGUCCUGUUCUACGAACUAGCCGGCACACGAAGCACGUAG